CUCCCCAGUUGAGAGGUCAAGCCAGGGAUAAAGACCUCCCAGGAGGAGGGCAGAGGAAGUUGUGUGGGACUAGUUGCUCCAGACAGAAGGAUGCUGCAGAUGAGCCUGUCCUGGCUGGGUCUCGGGCCGGUGGCAGCCUCCCUGUGGCUGCUGCUGCUGCUGCUGGCCGUGGUCUCCUGGCUCCUGGCCCGCGUCCUGGCCUGGACCUAUGUCUUCUAUGACAAUGCUCGCCGCCUCCGGUGUUUCCCGCAGCCCCCAAAACGGAACUGGUUUUGGGGUCACCUGGAUCUGGCAAAGAGCAAUGAGGAGGGCUUGCGACUGAUUGAAGAUCUGGGCCACUACUUCCGCGACAUCCACCUCUGGUGGAUGGGGCCCUUCUGUCCCAUCCUGCGACUUGUCCACCCUAACUUUGUUGCUGCUCUGCUCCAGGCCCCAGCCACCGUCGUACCCAAGGAUAUGUUUUUCUACAGCUUCCUGAAGCCCUGGCUGGGGGAUGGGCUCCUGCUAAGUGCCGGUGACAAGUGGAGCCACCAUCGCCGCCUGCUGACACCUGCCUUCCACUUUGACAUCUUGAAGCCGUAUAUGAAGAUUUUCAACAAGAGUGCAGACAUCAUGCAUGCCAAAUGGCAGCGCCUGGCCUCAGAGGGCAACACUCGUCUGGACAUGUUUGAACACAUCAGCCUCAUGACCCUGGACAGUCUGCAGAAAUGUGUCUUCAGCUUCGACAGCAAUUGCCAAGAGAAACCCAGCGAAUAUAUUGCCGCCAUCUUGGAGCUCAGUGCCCUUGUGACAAAAAGGACCCACCAGAUCUUCCUGCACAUGGACUUCCUGUACUACCUCACCCCUGACGGGCAGCGCUUCCGGAGGGCCUGCAACCUAGUGCACGACUUCACAGAUGCCGUCAUCCAGGAGCGGCGCCGCACCCUCACUAGUCAGGGUUCCCAUGACUUGCUUCAGGCCAAGGCUAAGACCAAGACUUUGGACUUCAUUGAUGUGCUCCUGCUGGCCAAGGAUGAAGAUGGGAAGGAACUGUCAGAUGAGGACAUCCGAGCCGAGGCUGACACCUUCAUGUUUGAGGGCCAUGACACCACAGCCAGCGGCCUCUCCUGGAUCCUCUACAACCUUGCAAAGCACCCUGAAUACCAGGAGCGCUGCCGGCAGGAGGUGCAAGAACUCCUGAGGGACCGUGAGCCUAAAGAGAUUGAAUGGGAUGACCUGACCCAGUUGCCUUUCCUGACCAUGUGCAUCAAGGAGAGUCUGCGGUUGCAUCCUCCAGUCACAGUCAUCUCCCGCUGCUGUACCCAGGACAUUGUGCUACCAGAUGGCCGGGUCAUCCCCAAAGGGAACAUCUGUGUCAUCAGCAUCUUUGGGAUUCAUCACAACCCGUCAGUCUGGCCGGACCCUGAAGUAUACAAUCCCUUUCGCUUUGAUCCAGAAACCCCCCUGAAGAGAUCACCUCUGGCUUUUAUUCCCUUUUCAGCGGGGCCCAGGAACUGCAUUGGGCAGACGUUUGCCAUGACUGAGAUGAAGGUGGUCCUAGCGCUCACGCUGCUGCGCUUCCGCGUCCUGCCGGAUGAGGAGGAGCCGCGCAGGUUGCCGGAGCUGAUCCUGCGCGCAGAGGGCGGACUUUGGCUGCGGGUGGAGCCACUGAGCGCAGGACAGCAAUGAUCCACUACCUCCUGGCCUGGGAUCCACGCUGACAUGAAACACCUCACUUUGCAGAUUCCUAGGAAUAAAACUGUGCUGUCACCCCUGCCUGAGCCUCGUCUAGAACCAGCAGGGGGCCCUUGGGGCCUGUGAGGAUCCAGGGUGGUGGCGUGGCCUGUGAGGAUCCAGGGAGUGAACCUGGGGGACGGGGUAGUGGGGGAUUGAUGUGGAGCUGAAGCUCCAUCUUGUCCUUGUCCACGAGGACAAGACUACUUUUUAGGGAAGAUGAAACAGAGAGCUAGAUGCAGUCAGGGUCAGAUGACCCUGGAUCCACCAUUCCCUGCAGUUAUACCACCAAGGUCACCAUCCCAGUCUGCCAUCUACUAGCUGUUCGGCUUAGGGGAAAUCGUUUACCUCUCUAAGCCUCAGUUCCUUUAUCACAUAAUAGUAGCCACCUUAUUGUGCUGUUGUGGAGUUGAAUAAGCAAGCAUGCGCAAAAUGACUGAUUCUGUAUCUGGUAAGCAUCAGUACUCAAUAAGAGUUAAUUUCCUCCCUACUUUUUGCACCACUUUCUCAAAUUUAAAAUGUUUUAAAGUCACAAAAGUUAUAUUUAAGUUUCGGGAAGUGUAGGAACUUACUGUUGAAGAAAACUAUCAUUAGAAGAUUCAGUAAAUUCAAAAUCUCCACAGUUACAUCUGUUAAUAGUUGCAAGGGGGUUUGAUGUGAAGAUAGCCUGAAAAAAACAUUUUUCCCCCUCAGAGAGGCAGGACUUCAUUUUCACCUAGAUGUUCUAGGAAGUGGAGGUCAAGAGGGUACACAAUAGUGAGAGGAAGGUGGAGGAGGGUGGUGGGAGAUGGGGAGGCAGGUUGGGGGCCCUUCAGCACCAGGGACAGUGGUUGCCCUAGGACUCUCCCCGUUCAGGCCGUUGGGGGUCCUGGGAUAGAGUCCUAGCCUCAGAGCUUUUCAGGAGCCUAGAGGUUAGGGGCCAGAAGACUUACUGGCUGCAAAAUAAGAAAGAAACCCUGUAACAUGCAAUGAAUAAAUAUUUAAUAUAUUCU
Molecule: messenger RNA, 2705 nt
Organism: Vicugna pacos (alpaca)
Lineage: Eukaryota; Metazoa; Chordata; Mammalia; Artiodactyla; Camelidae
Product: cytochrome P450 4F2-like
Molecular function (GO): iron ion binding; heme binding; oxidoreductase activity, acting on paired donors, with incorporation or reduction of molecular oxygen
Source: RefSeq, a predicted model, not a curated record